Molecule: messenger RNA, 1476 nt
Organism: Colletotrichum chrysophilum
Lineage: Eukaryota; Fungi; Ascomycota; Sordariomycetes; Glomerellales; Glomerellaceae
Gene: VPS30
Product: Vacuolar protein-sorting-associated protein 30
Exons: 2
Coding region: 1-1476 (491 amino acids)
Biological process (GO): autophagy; autophagosome assembly; late endosome to vacuole transport
Cellular component (GO): phosphatidylinositol 3-kinase complex, class III, type II; phagophore assembly site; phosphatidylinositol 3-kinase complex, class III, type I
Source: RefSeq, a predicted model, not a curated record
AUGUACUGCCAAAAGUGUCGCACACCCCUCAAGCUCGACAGCUCCCUCGAGGACCUGAAUCCCGCCGCAUACGAUCUCCUGGUCGCUUCCUCUUCGCAAACGUCCCCCAAAAAGUCGCACUCCUCACGAAUCCCACACUCCCAAGACAGCCAGAGAAAGGCACUUUACGAUAAGGUGUCCCAAAAUGCUGCUUCAGCAACAUUCAAGCGCCACGGCAGUGGCCCGUCGGGCUCGGCGCAAAAAGACUCGACAAUGUCAUUCAUCUACCUGACCGAGUCCCAAGUCGCGCAGCCCGUGCUUUCGAGACCAGAACCCCAACCAGCGAACCCGAAGUCAAAUAAAGGAGGCAAGGCUGGUUCAAAAGGCCAGGAGGAACCGUCCAGUAAAGCACACGAAGUGGAACGCAUCCACAAGCUAUUCGAGAUUCUAUCCGCGAGAUCCGAUAUCGACCACCCUGUCUGCGUGGAAUGUACGGACAUGCUGGUGGAGGGCCUGCAGAAAAAGCUCGAGGGUGCGGCGAGAGAGCGCGACGCGUACGUUGGGUUUCUGAAGCAAGUCCAAAGCGAUCAACCCAGCGAGGAGGAGGUAAAGGCGCAAGAGGAGGCACUUAAGCAGGCAAAGCAGGCCGAGUCCGAAGCGAUGGCGGAACUGCUGCGCUUAGAAAAGGAGAAGGCAGCAGUGGACGCCGAAAUUGUUGCUCUGGAGGAGGAAGCGCAGCAACUCGAUCGGGAGGAGGAACAGUUCUGGCGCGAGCGCAACACCUUUGCGAUGAAGCUGGCCGACUUUCAGAACGAGCGCGACAGCAUCAACUCCAAAUUCGACAACGACGCCCAACUGCUGGAGAAGUUGCAGCGAUCCAACGUAUACAAUGACACUUUCUGCAUCAGUCACGACGGCACUUUUGCUACCAUCAACGGCUUGAGACUGGGUAGGACCUCUAGCAAGCCUGUGGAUUGGCCCGAGAUCAAUGCCGCAUGGGGGCAUGCUUUGUUGUUGCUCGUCACCGUGGCGGACAAGCUUGGCUACAAAUUCGACGGGUUCGAACCGCAACCCAUGGGAAGCACCUCCAAGAUCGUUCGAUAUGAGCUGCCCUCCCCCGCUGCCAGCCGUCUUGGUUCUCAUCGCAACGCCCCACCUCCAGCACCGAAGAAGCAUGUUCUGGAGCUCUUCUCCGCCGGAGACCUGCCUCUCGGCUUGACGUUUAUGCACCGCAAGUUCGAUAACGCCAUGGUCGCCUUUCUCGAACUCGUGAGACAGCUCGGUGCUUUUGUCCAUAGGCAGACCGCAGCAGACGGCCAUCCGCUUAGUUUACCUUACAAGAUUGAGGGUGACAAGAUCAUGGACGUCAGCAUCAAGCUGGGAAUGACCCAAGACGACGGCUGGACCAAGGCCUGCAAGCUGACACUGACAUGUUGCAAGUUUCUGCUGGCGCACGCUAGUAACGUGAACACAACAGCAAGAAAUGCCAACAACUAA